UUUUUUGCGGGAGGCCUUUUACAGCCAGGGGUCACUUCAUUUCUUCCAAUUGUGCUAUUUACUUUAAUGGGAGCAUUCAACUGGAGAAUAAUCAAUACAAUAACCAUAAGCAACUCGGUGCUAGACUGCUUCAGUGUAAUGUCGUUCAUCCUGGCUGUGGAGCACAGUAACAUACACAAACGAGCAGCAUUAAAAAUACUACUUAUUUCUGGCUGCUCACAUUUCAGAUUGAGCUUCGCAAUAUUCGUAACAAGCACGGUGUUGUCACUGUGGUUCAGCAACUGCAUGGCGUGCGGCCUUAUGAUGCCAUUGGUGAAAGAGAUUUUGAAGGAACUGGAAAAAAUGGGCAUUUUAGAGACCAACGAAAUUAUAUGCAAAGUAUCGACUUGCUCGAGUGAUAACGCUAACGAGAAAUAUACUCCGAGGCCUUCGGAUUUUUGCAUAUUUUACUUCAUUGGCAUUGCGUACUCUUCAACAAUAGGUGGCAUGUCAUCGUUUAUUGGGAGUGAGACGAAUCAACUUUUUAUCAAUUACUUCUCAGCAAUCUUUCCAGAUGGACCAAAGUUGGAAGCACCACAUUAUUUGUUGUUGACCUUACCGGGCGUUAUAAUAAUGGAGAUGUUCCUUUAUUUAUGGCUUAACUUCUAUUUUUUGGGAAUGUUAAGAGUCCAGAACUAUACAGCCUUGCAAGCCAGUCUAACGAGUGACGAGGAGCAAUACAUUUCAGUGCUGUUAACUGGCCAGUAUCAGAAGUUGGGGAAAAUAAAGUUUCACGAAAUGGUUGUAGGAGCUACAGUUGUGUUGGCAGCGUUUCUUCAAGCAAUUAUAUUCACUUCAAAAUCUUAUAGUGAAGAUGACAAAUUGAAUACCAAAAGUUACAUUAAUACUAGUGUGCCGUUUACAGUUUGUGUUUUUAUAUUGUUCGUGACACCAACACAAUUUAACUGCAUCAAGUUCUUUAAAAAGCGAAACGAUAACUCCGAACCCCUACCUACAGUUCCAACAAGAAGUUGUUUAACAUGGACCAUGAUAAAGAAUAACAUCGACUGGAGUGUUAUCUUUUUAACGGCUAGCGCCAACAUAACAUUCGAAUCCCUUGAAGACUCAAAAAUGACUGGUGAAUUUGAAAAGUUUCUAUCACUAUUCUCGGGCUGCCCUGCGCCUGCGCAGGCGUGCAUCGUAAUAGUGUUCUGCAAGAUAUUGACAGAGUUCGCCGACAGCGCCACAGUAGGCCAUUGCAUUCUUGCACAUGUUGCUAAUGUGGGUGUAAAAUCUAAAGUAAAUCCACUCUACCUGAUGCUGAGUUCAACUCUGUCCACUUCUCUACCCUUCCACCUGAUCACUGGCACUCCAGCUCAUGCAAUGAUAUCCAGCUACAUAAACAUACCACCAAGGAAACUGGUUAUCGCCGGUAUCGGUCCAUCCGUGAUGGCGAUUUUAACGAAUUUGUGCACUGUUUGCGUAUGGUCUAAGGUGAUAUGGCCGGAUAUUGAUACAUAUCCUACUUGGGCUGAUGGGAUGCAGAAUAAAUAAUUUUAA
This is a messenger RNA of Pararge aegeria (speckled wood butterfly), 1539 nucleotides long. RefSeq names its product protein I'm not dead yet-like. Gene Ontology annotation, biological process: monoatomic anion transmembrane transport; citrate transport. The transcript is spliced from 14 exons. Gene Ontology annotation, cellular component: membrane. Bases 67 to 1533 code for a protein of 488 amino acids. Lineage: Eukaryota; Metazoa; Arthropoda; Insecta; Lepidoptera; Nymphalidae. Gene Ontology annotation, molecular function: succinate transmembrane transporter activity; citrate transmembrane transporter activity. The record is from RefSeq and is a predicted model, not a curated record.